Molecule: messenger RNA, 1248 nt
Organism: Rhododendron vialii
Lineage: Eukaryota; Viridiplantae; Streptophyta; Magnoliopsida; Ericales; Ericaceae
Exons: 2
Coding region: 1-1248 (415 amino acids)
Source: RefSeq, a predicted model, not a curated record
AUGUCUUCCGACAAUGACUUUGAUUCAUCCUCUACAUCUUCCUCCUCCUCCUCCUCCUCCUCCUCAUCUUCUGACGAUGGUGGGGUGAAAUCAAUAUACCGAGGUGUUGCUAUUGCAGCAAUUAUAUAUGAGAGGCAACGACAGAAAAAAAGACCUCGUCCGGAUGGUUCUAUUAAAUCACGACGAUACAUACCUCGUGAUAGGAUUGGAGCUGGACAAAUUUUGAUGAGGGAUUACUUUGCUGAUGAUUGCCAUGAUCCGGUGAACUUCCAGCAACGCCGAGAUGCUUUUCAGAAGUUGGGUCUAUCUUCUCUCCAAAAGGUCACAGCCGCACUCAGGAUGUUGGCAUAUGGAAUGGCAGCUGAUCAAUGUGACGAGUACCUCAAAAUAGGAGAGAGCACUGUAAUGAAAAGCCUAAAAAAAAUUUGCAAUGCUGUCAUUGAGAUCUUCGGAAGUGAAUACUUGAGAACUCCAACCGAGGAGGACAUUCAACACAUCCUUGCAGAAAAUGCCGCUAGAGGGUUUCCAGGCAUGGUUGGAAGUUUGGACUGCAUGCACUGGAAGUGGAAAAACUGCCCAACUGGAUGGCACGACAGUCAUGUGAAUGGAAAAAUUGGAGCCCCCACACUCAUCUUAGAGGCUGUUGCGACGCACAACCUUUGGAUAUGGCAUUGUUUCUUUGGGAUGGCAGGUACAAAUAAUGACCUCAAUGUUUUGAAUAAUUCUCAUCUCUUCAACCGUAUUGUGUCAGGUGAAGCUCCAACAUGUAAUUUUGUUGUAAAUGGGCAUCCAUACACAAUGGGUUACUACCUCUCUGAUGGCAUAUAUCCGAAGUGGGCAAUACUAAUUCAGACAAUCAGCCAUCCAGUCAAUGCAAAACAGAAGCUUUUUGCUGAAGCACAAGAGGCGGUAAGAAAGGAUGUAGAGCGGGCGUUUGGGGUUUUGCAAGCUCGAUUUGCUAUCGUGAAGGGAUCGGUACGCCUUUGGCAUCGAGAAGAAUGUGGUCUUAUUAUGAAGACGUGCAUUAUACUCCAUAAUAUGAUAGUAGAGAGCGAGGAAGAUCCUGAGGAGUGGACACCCCCCGAAGGGGAAACGUAUGAACCUGUGGUUUUUAAUCGAGACGUUAACCUACUUCGACGCAAUCGUAUUAGCCGAAUUAAGGCUAUGACAAGCGAGGUUACACAUAGUCAACUGAAAUUGGAUCUCAUUGAGCAUUUGUGGAACCACCACGGAGAUGAACAGCUUUGA